Molecule: messenger RNA, 2045 nt
Organism: Camelina sativa (false flax)
Lineage: Eukaryota; Viridiplantae; Streptophyta; Magnoliopsida; Brassicales; Brassicaceae
Product: putative serine/threonine-protein kinase PBL7
Biological process (GO): protein phosphorylation
Molecular function (GO): protein kinase activity; ATP binding
Source: RefSeq, a predicted model, not a curated record
UUUCUCAUUUAUAUACCUAAAAAUAAAAUAUAUAUUCUCUCUUUCUCUUCCAUCAAGCAAAGCUCUUCAAAAAGAAUCAAUUUUUUUCAAAAGAGAGAAUCAAAAUUUUGCUUUUUUUCUUGGUAAUUGUGUCUUUCUCUAGAUCUGUUCACUGAGAGAGAGAGAGAUAAAAAAUGGGUUUUUAUGAGGGAGCCUCAGUUCAUCCAAAAACCCCAGAAACUACAAGCUCAGUGAACAUACCAAUUCUCACUUCUUCAUCAUCAUCAUCAGAUCUUGAUGGAGACAACAAUGACAAGAAAGGAAUCAAAACCCGUUUGAAAAAUAUGAUCUUUGAUUUGGGUUUAGCUUGUUUCCUUCCUCCUGUAACUGGAUCAACCUCAACCGAAAACUCCGGCAGCAACAAAAAUGGAGGCGGAGGAGAGAACAACAAGGCUUGGCUUUUAGCGGAAACAGCACCGGAGAAUAUGAAUCCUGAUCCACACUCAGUUCACUCGUCGUUUAGAUUCAGUCUUUGUUCACAGAUUGAGCUUGAGAAGCUGAAAGGUGAAGCGCCCUCUCUGUCUGCUUCGUCUUCUUGUCGGAAUCUGUCUGUCUCCGGUGGUUCCACGACUGUUCUGAUGGUGAAUUUGGAGAAUGGUGUUACGGAGACUACUGGGAAUGCUACUGAUGAUUUGAGGUGGACGAGAGCUAGGUCGCUUGAGAAGAGUAUCUCUCCGGUCGCUAAUACUCUGGUUCGGUUUAGCUACGGUGAAAUCGUUGCAGCUACUCGUAAUUUCUCUAAAGGGAGAGUGUUGGGAAGAGGAGCUUGUAGCUAUGUGUUUAGAGGCAAAAUCGGAAUUUGGGGAACGGCUGUAGCAAUCAAGAGACUUGAUAAGGAAGACAAAGAGUCUCCUAAGUCUUUUUGCAGAGAGUUGAUGAUUGCAAGUUCUCUUCAUAGCUCCAACAUUGUGCCUCUUCUUGGAUUCUGUAUAGAUCCUGAAGAAGGUCUAUUCUUGGUUUACAAGUAUGUCUCUGGUGGUAGCCUCGAACACUAUUUACACGAUAAGAAGAAGAAGAAAGGGAUUAAAGCCGCUUUUGGUUUACCUUGGUCAGCAAGGUACAAGGUCGCGUUAGGUAUCGCUGAUGCCAUUGCUUAUUUGCAUAAUGGAACAGAGCAAUGUGUUGUUCACAGAGAUAUCAAACCUUCCAAUAUUCUUCUUUCCUCAAAGAAAAUACCAAAGUUGUGUGAUUUCGGGUUAGCUACUUGGACAGCUGCACCUUCUGUUCCUUUUCUCUGCAAAACCGUGAAAGGCACAUUCGGCUAUCUGGCUCCUGAGUAUUUCCAGCAUGGUAAGAUAUCUGACAAGACCGAUGUUUACGCCUUUGGAGUUGUCUUGCUUGAGCUAAUAACUGGUCGGAAACCAAUCGAAGCCAGGAGAACAUCUGGUCAAGAAAACUUGGUUGUUUGGGCAAAACCGUUGUUGCAAAGAGGGAUAGAAGCCAUUGAGGAGCUGCUUGAUCCAAGACUAAAAUGUACAAGAAAAAACUCGGUUGAGAUGGAGCGGAUGAUCCGUGCUGCAGCGGCGUGUGUGAUCAAUGAGGAGUCCCGAAGACCUGGUAUGGAAGAGAUUGUCUCAAUCUUGAAAGGUGAAGAAGGAUUAGAACCAAUAACACAUUCAAGCGGGAAAAAUACAAAUAUUGCGGGUAUGAUUGACACUUAUACACAGCUGCAACAGACCAAAUCCGAGAUGAAAUGUCAUCUUGAUCUUGCGAUGCUCGGAGUAACAGAGCUUGAAGAUGAUGAUCAUGUGUACGGCCGAUGAAAAUAUAUCAAAGAGAUGGAUUUAAAGUGUGUAAAUAGGGUAUUUAUGAAAAGUUUGAAACAGAGUUGUUAGUUUCUGAAUCAGUGAUUUGUGCUGUGUGUACAUUUGGUUUCGUUUUUUUUUGUUUGUUUCCAACUGUGGAGAAAACCGGUUUAGGUUUUUAUUUUUCCGGUUUGGUUAUGGUGACAAAACCGAUUCUCCGGUUUUCGUUUUCCGUUUUCAAUACUUUUGAGUUUUUUUUUU